Gopherus flavomarginatus (Mexican gopher tortoise) is the source of this 4254-nucleotide messenger RNA. Its product is annotated as rho guanine nucleotide exchange factor 18-like. Lineage: Eukaryota; Metazoa; Chordata; Testudines; Testudinidae. The transcript has 9 exons. The record is from RefSeq and is a predicted model, not a curated record. The coding region runs from base 17 to 1399 and encodes 460 amino acids.
GGAGCCGGAUGCCCUGAUGGGUGAUGUGCACAGCAGCACUGAGGAUCUCCUCUCCAUAGACUUCGCUCUCCACGGCACCGAGUAUUACAGAGACCUGGGGCUGCCGAACCUGCCAGAGGCCAGCGCGACUCCAGCAAUGGCAAUGCUGCCAGUACAGACAGGCCAGGUGGUGCACAGCUCUCCUGUACUGGAAGAGAAACCUGGAGGCUUGGGGCGAACACUUGUGGGCAUUGCCCGCCCCGAUCCCAUCUCUGGCUCAGUGCAGUACAGGGAGACCAGCUGCCAUUUCCUGAACAGUGACUCUGCUUGCUCCUGUGUGGCAGGGCCCCAGGACAGUCCCCCUGUGAGGGGGUGCCUGGCAGAGCAGGGUAAAGGACUGGAGCUGCAUGAGGAUGAGCAGUCCUUCCCCGCGCUAAUGAGAUCCGUGUCCACCUCACGGAGGCACAGCUGGGAAAGCCCCGUGUCCCCUACAGAGAGCGAGCGCAGGCUAAGCCUGGAUGCCUCCGAGAUGGCCAGUGACCUGGAACAAGAAGAGCUCGAAAGGAUCCUGCCCUGCCUGGCUCCCUGUGUGUCCCUGGAGCUGCCCACAACUGGGGUGGAGGCCUGGGGAGGCAGUGGCAGCACUCUGAUCAAAGUGGAGAUAGAGCCCCUGCACCUGAACUUCGCCAUCGUGCCCGAUCACGAGGACACAGAAUAUGGCAGCAAUGGGAAGAGACUGAGGACAAAGUCUGUCCCUUCCACCUGCAACAAGGUUUCUUCUCCUCAAAUCUCUCACAACCUGGAGGUGUCGCUCCCAGUUGCCAAAGGUAUUGAACCGCCUGCGCUGGAGACGACUGAAAAGGACCAUGUGGCCCCAGACCACGUGCUGAUCGUCCAGCAGGUGCUGCAGGAGCUGAAACAAUUUCAUGGGGCGAAGCAAGGGGCCUGCACAGCCGAGGGCAGCAACGAAUCCCAGCAGAACCUUACAUGGUUCGAGUUUCUGUCUAAUGAGGCUGAGGACAAUGGGAAGAGUGAUAAGAUUGAGAGAGGCACCAAGGUGAAGCGCCGGCUGAGUUCCCUGCGGAGCCGUGUCACUGGGUCCUGGCAGAAGGAUAAGGGUAAGAACAAAGACCAACCAAAAGAGAGAGAAAAGAGCCAAAAGAGGAAAAGGGUCAAUGGGCACCAGCUGGUGCCAGGGACGUUCUCCAGCUUCACCAGCUGUUCACUGUGCGCCAAACCUCUGGUGAAUAAAAAUGGUCUGCAGUGCCUGAGUGAAGACUGUGUGAGGCAGUGUGCAGCCCUCAGUACCAUGGGCAUACGAAAGAGGGUCUGUAGAGAUCUACCUGCCAGGGACAUGCUGAACUCUAUAACUGCGACCAAAGCACUUUGCAGAUUUCAGGGGAGCUCUUCUCCUCUUUGAGAUUCGAUGUCACUAAACCCUGGUGAAUCAUAAAGGCUGGGGGACUGUCUGGCUCAGAUAUCAGCAAUGGCAUAUAAAGCCUUUCACCUUGAUAUCACUAUUGCCCGUCUGUCCCAGUCUGACCCCUUGCUUGCUCUCAGUGGAGAGACUCAAUGGGUCUUGGAGAAUGAACUCCUGCUUAGACCCCAGUGCUGGGCUGAGGAAUAUUGGUGAGGGAGCAUUGCUCUGGCUCAUGUUAUACCUGUUCUGUGGCCAUCAGUCUCUGGGGUUCUUGCGCCAGCAUCUUUCACUAGUGGUGAAUUAAUUUCUGAAGAAGAAAACAGGCUCAGGCGUCUCUUCUUCGUCCCAUGCUCGGGUUCUGACAUGUUAAAGUGACCCCUCAUCUUGCCAGUUGUGUUUAAUAUAUUGAUGUCUGCACAUUUUUGCCCUGGGCUCCCCAGUGCAGCACUAGUCAGCUAAUGUAGGCAGGCAGUGCUUGACCUGGAAAAGGGCUGAGUUCUGUGAAUUCCAACAGGAAACUUCUGCUAAUAGCCCUGACAGAGGACUCUGAAAGCCAGGAGUAAAUUUGAAAUUUGACAUUUCUAGAAAGAGAGACAGCUGCCUAAAAGCUUCUAUUUAGGGAAAAGAGAGAGACAAGGUUUGGCUAGUGUGACAUGGUGACAGUGAUAAAUGUGCUGGGAAUCCCAUUUGGAAUGGGAGAUUACUGACAAGAGUCCAAUAAAACAACCAGCAGAACCAGGCCAUGGUGAUACUGUGCUAACAUUGCUGUAGGCCGAAACAAGGCGAGAUUUCAAGCAAUCUGUGAAGCUGACUCAAGAAGGGAACCUAACUGGGAAUGUGCUGCCACAUAUCUGCAUCCUAGUGGAUGCUCAUUGCAACCCCAGGAGUUUAGAGAAAGGAGGCAGGCUGGCUCCUUGCAGUCAGAUGACUCUGUUCAGUGCUUCUCCUUUUUACUUUUCAUCUUCUUUUCCUUUCAGUUCAGCAUUGCUUUUUUACUUGCCCCUCCCUGGAACAGUUUCAGGAUCCUAUUCCCUCCCUUGCCUGACACAGCUCCAGGAUCUUAUCUCCUCUGCCUGGGGAGUGGAUAAGCACACCUGAUACUGAUGGAGCUUCUCUUGAUGACAUGUCUGGGUUGUUUCCUAUCUCCUAUUUGUUCAUUGCCAAUAACAAGUGUUUUAUCGUGUAGAUUAUUAAACAGCAUUGGAAGGAUAAUGCUGUUUCCUUUGUCACUAUCCAACCCUCAUUUGGGUUUGGUGACACAGUAUUUGAACUGGUUGCUGUGCACACUCACUAUACUGACGUUGUUCAGAUGCCCACAGGACACAUGCCCCCAACAUCAGAUGUUUUUCCUGUGUCAAUUUUGAAAAAUUAUAGUGACACGCAGGGCUGGUUUUAGGGGCAAGCGAAAGCCUGGGUGGGGGGUGCCAGCCUCAGGGUGGCUGUUUUUGUUGGGAAAAUAGAAUGUUUGAAAUAAAACGUUUCAUGUAUUCCAUAUGUGGAUUAAUUUUUCACUAACCUCCUAGAAUGUUCCUGGACCUUUGCAUGCAAAUUUAUUGUCUUAUAUCACAGGAAUAAAUCAUGCAUGCAAAUCAUUCAUCAAAGUCAUGAAUUGGGCUACAGAUACAACAAAAAAUAAGGUAUUCAAAAGUUUAACAAGUGAAGGGAGAGCACUGAAGAUGCUCCUUGCCUGGGGCACCAUUUGGUCUAGGACUAGCCCUGCUGACACGGUCUGGGCUGUAUCUCAUCUCUGUGAAGCACAAAUAUAGUCUGUGUCUUAGGAUGAUUCUGUCACCAGAUGACAGCCUUCUGUUUACCCCCAAAUGGUAUCCUCAUUGUUAUUUAUUAUUUGUAUUCCCACGGAGCCUAGGAGCCCCAGUAAAGGGCUAGGUGCUGUACAAAGGCAGAGCAAAAAGAUGGUUUCUACUGCAAAGAGCUUAUAAUUGAAGUCUAAUAUAAGAGCCGACAGAUGGAGACAGGGUAUGGGAAUACAAGGAAACAGACUGUAUAGGCCAGCAUGAUAGGCAGUGGUCUCAGCACACCAUCAGACUAAACAUGCUCCAAGUGCAAAGGGCAGCCUGUGUGUUUGAAAAUGUAGCUAGUCAGUGAUGGAGGCUGGCAUCCUGGGCAGAUCAGAGGUGGGCGUUGACAUUUGAAUAGUGAAUGAGAGAGGAUUGGCAGGCUGGUGCUAAGUCAUGAAGUCAAGACAAACAGUUUGUUUGAUGUGAUAGAGAAAGAGCAGUGGAGGGAUUCAAAGAGAGGGAUGUUAUGGUCAGGGUAGGGCUAGGAAACGGAUCUUUACAGCAGUGUUCUGAAUGGAUAUGAGUAGGGCAGGAUUGCAUUUGUUAAGGUCAGUGAAAAAGUUGCAUCUCAUCAUUAGGCAAAACGCAGUUAUUUUCAAUCCUGGUCAUAUCUGGGUCCCCUCUUGGAAUCUGGUCUGUCACGACUGAACUUAGUAUUAUGAAAACAACUAGGAGAGUUCGUUGUUUCAGUUUGACAAAGCUGAUGGCAAAAUGAAUUUAAGUGUCUCAGGUCUUUUAGGGCCGUGUUUAAUCAUUGACAUUCAGAACUUUGUGUCUGAUCAGUUCAGAAUCCAAGUAGAGAAGAAAAUAUUUUAAUAAUAAGAUGAGUCUGUAGGUGAAUUAUGCUUUGUUCACUGUACGAUGGCGUUUGAGCAUAGACAAUGAUUGAACAAAAUACUGCUGUGUCUCAGCCACUUGUAUAUGCAGCUUUGGAACCAUUUCACAAGAAACAAAUAGACUUUAUAGUUAAGGACAGUAUUUUCAUUCUCAGUUGUGCUUCUACACAGCUUUGCUAAUGCACCUCAGUACCAUCUGAGGCACCCAACUCUCCUCAUC